Messenger RNA from Botrytis porri, 1032 nucleotides. RefSeq lists its product as uncharacterized. Gene Ontology annotation, biological process: protein import into nucleus. The transcript has 2 exons. Gene Ontology annotation, cellular component: nuclear pore central transport channel. The coding region runs from base 105 to 623 and encodes 172 amino acids. The record is from RefSeq and is a predicted model, not a curated record. Lineage: Eukaryota; Fungi; Ascomycota; Leotiomycetes; Helotiales; Sclerotiniaceae.
UUCGAAUUGUUAUAUCAUAUAAAUAAUCUUCUCUGGUUCAAUAUAUUGUAAUCUAUCCUCUUUUCUUGGAUAUUCAUAAUUACAUACUAUUUGUGCGACUUAUCAUGUCUAAUCCUACAAAGGAUAUCCAAGCCGAAUUGGCUACCAAAGCGGCCGAUAUUUUUGUUGAAAGUUUCUAUGAAGCUCUAAAUAAGCCCAAUCUUCGCUCAACAAUCACAUCCUUCUAUAUCAAGCCUUCCGCUCUGGCCCCGGCUGAAGCAUCCAUAACCAUUAAUGGAAACAUCGUACCAACACCCUCCGCCUUCCAAGAAACGUUCGAGAACAAAAUAGGCAAAACUUCAUAUGAAGCACAGGUAUAUGAUGCUCAUGUCAUAAACCCAAACUACAAUAUAGGGGUUGAGGAAAGUAAGCUUGGGCCGGAUAAGGAUGGGAGGAAAAUUAGUAUUGCCAUUAUGGUUAGCGGGCAAGUGAAAUAUACUUCGAAGAAUGGGGAUGAGGGAGAAGAGCGAGGUUUUAUGGAGAAUUUCGUCUUGGUACCCAACGUGGAGGCUAGAAAUCCAAAGGCACCGAAGGGGAUCAAGAAAUGGUUGAUUCAAAGUCAGAUAUUUAGGUUGGUGCUUUGAGGUGAAAUCCCGAGAGUACGAAGGAACAUGGGAUGGAGAACCCUAUUCUGAACAACAAGUUAUAGAGUACUCUCUACAGGAAGUAGCAUCGCUCAGCGAAUCUAAGCAAUGCCACCCUACGCAAAGCACUCAUGGCUAGUCGACCCAUGGCCGAUUCAUUUGGGAGCACCCCUCAAACGUCUCAAAUUUAACAUCAGAUCUAGUCAGAUGACGAGGCUAGAAGAGUGCAAAAGACUCGGUGGUGGACAGAUUAAUUUUCUCGGGCAGGAUUAUGGAUUGGCCUCUUAGUAAAGACGCAGGUAGCAUCCUUGAGAAGAGUUGCAAAUCUACAAGUCGACGCGCAUUCGAUGUUGAGAGUAUAAGAGCAAUAUGGUAUUUAUAUGAUAAAAGCUGCUAAUCAUCUCCAUGC